This is a messenger RNA of Drosophila sechellia, 3008 nucleotides long. It is a transcript of the gene ND-51L1, whose product is annotated as NADH dehydrogenase (ubiquinone) 51 kDa subunit-like 1. Gene Ontology annotation, molecular function: FMN binding; 4 iron, 4 sulfur cluster binding; NAD binding. The transcript is spliced from 2 exons. Bases 843 to 2876 code for a protein of 677 amino acids. The record is from RefSeq and is a predicted model, not a curated record. Gene Ontology annotation, biological process: mitochondrial electron transport, NADH to ubiquinone. NCBI's taxonomy places the organism in Eukaryota, Metazoa, Arthropoda, Insecta, Diptera, Drosophilidae. Gene Ontology annotation, cellular component: respiratory chain complex I.
UCUCCUUCACAUUCAUCUAUGCAUAUGAGGUAUCGCUAAAUUUAGCACUUCCUUUCUUGUCUACUUUCAUUUUUAUACAAAUUGCGGAAAAGCCCUUCCCCCCAACGCGCCCAUCAUGUCGAGUGGGUGAGUGCGAGCGGUGCCAUAUCUGAGCUCUUUUCCCAUAUUUUGUUUAGAUAUAAAAAAAGUGAUUAUUACUAAUUUGCUUUCAUUGCGACUCACUCACUCGCUCGUCCACAAAAGACAAUCGCACACGGCAUAUGAUUUUUCUUUCUGUGUAUUUGUGAUUUAUUAUUCGCUUUUUCCACUUCUUGUCCAUUUUUGUACACUUGGUUGCACUUAAAUCACGCGCCACGCAUUGUUCAAUGUGCUACUAAAAAAAAAAAAACAAAUUCGAUGUACCUUAUCCGUGAGAUUCCAAUAGGGGGAUAUUUCGGUUUCCGAAAAUGGGUCUGUGGCCGCUGGUGUCACAUCAAAUGAAUGUUUAUUAAUGCUAAUGCUUGAAUUCCGUGGUUGACUACAGAAUAUGGCGCAUUCAUUUGCUUUUUUCCCUCUACUACCAUAUACUACAUAGUAUAUACACUAGUAGUUAGUUCUUCAUAUUUUAUCGAUUAUUUGCGAUAAGAUUUUAGUUAAAACCAGCGGCGCUUACGGUCAUUAUAGGGAAAAUCCAUAAUGGGUCUUUCCGAUAUUCGUUAUUGUGAGUAAUGUAAAGUUUUUUUUUAUCAUAUCAAGUUCGAAAAUUGUGGAAGUAGUGUGCUUUGAAUUUUCCUUUGAUUGCUAAAGAUUCAACACACUUUCCAGAGAGUUCAGAUAAUCAGAUAAAGUAUAUAGACGAAAGCAUGAUAUCGUUUCUGGUAAAUCGCCGAGCUUGUGGUGCUUACAAGGUUUCAUUGGGACUAACUCGUGCUUAUAAAGGUUUAACAGAAGUAAAAAGCCUUCAAAAUGCCUUACGACCUGGUAAUGAAACUGAAAAUAUCAAACUGGUAAACAUAUUCCGAACUUCUAGCAUACAAAAUGUGAAGAAGAACCAACUAAUUGACGCUGAAAGCGUUAUUCCAUUCUUAAUGGGGCCAGCCAAACCUUUGCUGAUUAUGAGAGAAGGAUCUCGAAUCGAUUGUAACGACGAUUUGCUGUCGUCUGAGCAAAGAGCCAAAAAAAGGGAAAGCAUAAAACAAUCCGAGGUUUUAGAUCCAGCCGACCAAAAAGAACUCGAGGCCGAUUUGUUAGAGAGGCUUAAAGAUAUGGCUAGAAGAAAGAAAUCUCGACUAGAUGAAAGAGUUGACGAGCUGAGGGAUAAUUUUAUAGGCCGGAAUUAUGCUUCUCUACAAGGAAGAACUAUUGUGACUGUGCAUGCCAAGGAAUCCACUCCACCGAAAGGAUCUGGGCCUGCCAAACCGGGAGGCUCACCUCCACCCAAAAAUGUUUCUGCUCCGCCGACGGGCGGUUCUCCGCCUGACAAAAGCGGCGCUCCACCACCCCCAAAGGGGCCACCGCCCGGAACUCCACCACCGCAGACGAAAACUACUUUUGGACCACUUGCUGAUGCUGAUCGAAUCUUUACGAAUUUAUACGGACGGCACGAUUGGCGAUUGAAGGCAGCUAUGAAGCGCGGUGACUGGUACAAGACGAAGGAGAUCAUAGCCAAGGGUGACAAGUGGAUAGUCAACGAGAUUAAGACAUCUGGACUGCGGGGACGCGGUGGCGCCGGAUUUCCCAGUGGACUUAAGUGGUCAUUUAUGCAUAAACCGCCUGAUGGAAGGCCCAAGUUUCUGGUGGUCAAUGCGGAUGAAGGCGAGCCCGGUACUUGCAAGGAUCGCGAGAUAAUGCGCCAUGAUCCACACAAGCUGGUAGAGGGAUGUCUCAUUGCUGGACGGGCUAUGGGUGCCAACACUGGUUUUAUUUACAUUCGCGGGGAGUUUUACAACGAGGCUUGCAAUCUUCAGUAUGCCAUUAUUGAGGCCUAUAAGGCUGGCUACCUGGGAAAGAAUGCCUGCGGUUCUGGGUUCGAUUUCGAUCUUUAUGUGCAACGUGGAGCAGGAGCCUAUAUUUGCGGCGAGGAAACCUCUCUGAUUGAAUCUCUGGAGGGCAAGGCGGGUAAGCCAAGGAACAAGCCUCCCUUUCCGGCCGAUAUCGGCGUCUUUGGCUGUCCAUCUACGGUGACCAAUGUGGAAACGGUGGCCGUGGCUCCCACUAUUUGCCGGCGUGGUGGCAAUUGGUUUGCCAGCUUUGGACGUACCCGAAACUCUGGCACCAAGCUGUUCAAUAUCUCUGGUCAUGUUUGCAACCCUUGUACCGUCGAGGAGGAGAUGUCUAUGCCAACCAGAGAGCUUAUCGAACGCCAUGCUGGUGGAGUGAUCGGGGGCUGGGACAAUCUACUGGCCAUCAUCCCGGGUGGCUCUUCCACUCCCUGCAUUACCAAGGAGCAUGCCUCGAGUGCGAUUCACGACUACGAUGGGCUGAUGGCAGUGCGUUCGUCCAUGGGAACGGGUGCCUUGAUUGUUAUGAACAAGGAUACGGACAUUAUCAAGGCCAUUGCCCGCUUAUCGGCUUUCUAUAAGCACGAGAGCUGCGGCCAGUGCACUCCUUGCCGCGAGGGUCUCCACUGGGUGAACAUGAUCAUGCAUAGAUUUGUCACAGGACAGGCGCAGAUCGCAGAGAUCGAUAUGCUGUUCGAACUGACGAAGCAGAUCGAGGGCCAUACCAUUUGUGCCCUGGCCGAUGGUGCUGCCUGGCCGCCCCAAGGACUCAUCCGAAACUUCCGUCCGGUCAUCGAGGAGAGGAUCAAGAAGCGGGCGGCCGAGGACCAAGCUAAGGCUGAAGCACUCCAGGCCGAGCGUUUCCCUUGUCAAACGGUGACUCCUUGUCCAGAAUAAAGCGUGCCAGUUGCAUCAAAACCGCCCGUGUUUUAUGUGUAUGUGUAUUUCGAACAGCAGCCGUGGCAUGCGGCUGACUUCAAGCUCCGCUGACUCUGACUACCGGCUUCCGUCCGAGUGAAAGUGCAGCCA